CUUCGGGGCGUUUGCACUCGAACCUAUAAUGUUGAUAGAAGCGUUUUAUGGCGGCCCUCUGGGAGAGUUGGUUCAAUGGAGUGAUGUAGUCGCAUCUUUAUAUCUCCUUGGACAUGAUAUCACUAUAGUCAAAUCCUUGAAUGAAUCAGAGAGAUAUACACCUGGACCAGACAAAAAUGGUUGUAUCAAUAGCAGUACAGUGCAGCAAUUUGAGUAUGACUUGAUAUACACAGAUAUCAUAGGCGCCUUUCAUAUGAAGUAUUUUUCUGGCCCCUAUUGGUCCGAGAUAAGGUGCAAGAUGAGGAUACUGGAUUCAUUUGGUACCGAAGCUGAAUUCAACUAUAUAAAACUCGUUGACAACGAUAACAAGAAAUACAAGUCUUCUUAUGGCAAAUUGUCGUUGAAUUUGAGACAGUUCAUGACCAUGUUCCCUCACAGUCCAGACAAUUCAUUCCUUGGUUUCGUUUCUGGUGCGGCACAACGAAUAUCAAAGAAAAGCAAAACUUAUGCAAAAAGAAAUAUGGCUUUGGUGUAUGCAAAACUGGAUAGCUACUGGAAAGUUGAUAACCGGGCAUACCUCGACAAAAUUCAUGAAUAUGUGGAGAUUCACGGCACCUUUACACGAACAGUUGCUAAAUCAAAAUACAUUCCAAAAGACGUCAUCAACCACGGGGUCGUCAACCGAACCACCAUAGAGAAACUAUUACAACAAUCAAAGGUUUUUGUCGGUCUUGGCUUUCCAUUCGAAGGACCGGCGCCUCUAGAAGCUGUUGCAAAUGGGGCAGCGUUCAUAAACCCAAAGGUCAGUCUUAACAGACACUUCCCAAAAUUUGCUUGAGUGCAAACAAAACAAUA
Molecule: messenger RNA, 855 nt
Organism: Dendronephthya gigantea
Lineage: Eukaryota; Metazoa; Cnidaria; Anthozoa; Malacalcyonacea; Nephtheidae
Product: alpha-1,6-mannosylglycoprotein 6-beta-N-acetylglucosaminyltransferase A-like
Exons: 7
Coding region: 29-838 (269 amino acids)
Biological process (GO): protein N-linked glycosylation
Cellular component (GO): Golgi apparatus
Molecular function (GO): alpha-1,6-mannosylglycoprotein 6-beta-N-acetylglucosaminyltransferase activity
Source: RefSeq, a predicted model, not a curated record